Messenger RNA from Acaulospora colombiana, 534 nucleotides. NCBI's taxonomy places the organism in Eukaryota, Fungi, Glomeromycota, Glomeromycetes, Diversisporales, Acaulosporaceae. The record is from the annotation of a GenBank genome assembly.
AUGUAUUUUGUCUCCUACACCUUGCCGUCGAUGUCUAGCCAGGGAACAUGCUCCAGCCCAGGAUCGCCCGAUCUCGCUGUCCCCAGAGCGGACCAGGAAGCAUUCAACUUUGACUCUGACGAUGACUAUUCCGAGAUUUAUGAAGCCAUUUCCAACUCGGAUUCCUGCGUUUCGGACACCUUUUUGUCCGAAAUUUUGCCCGAACUGAGAAGGAUCGAAGGUUCCUCCAGGCUUUUUAGUGCGCAAAACCCUCUUUAUCCACUGCCGCUCGACCAAGAAGAGGACAAGCAACAUGCAGCCCUACGACUAGGAUUGUGGGGAUUACCAGGUCUUAGGACCAUGGUCGAUGGCGCUCUCACCAGAGAUCCCGGCGUCCCAAAAGCCGUUUUGGAUAUUGCGACUACAAAAAUAUACGAGGGAGUCGUACUCACGUUCUUUCAAAGGGCACUUGACAUGGUGGCCGAAUACGACAAUCUGCAUGUGGAUGCAAUCGAUGUCUCGUCGCAGAUAACAGCACACCUUCCGCCAAACGUU